GAGUGCCGCAUUUGCUCGCGACUUUCGCGAGAGCCAGGUCGUAUACGGAGGUCUUCGUCAACACCGUGGAAACCACGUGAGGCGCAGAGGCCGAGUUCCAGGAAGUGAGUGAGCGAAUGAGCUGCUGAUCGGCCGACUUAACGAAACGAAGGUGCGACGUGCGGGCUUCGAAGCACGCAAUUGAAAGCGACGACCGGGAUUUUCACCGAGCCGAGCGGAGUUUCACUUCUAACCUGAAUUCGGUGAAGCGAGCGAGCUCGAACGCUAGAGGAUUUUUAUUUGUAUGAUUACUCCAGACAUCGUGAAAGCACGUGGAGCUACACGGUUGCUAUAUUGUGACUCGAGCAUUGACAAGCUGACUAUAUAGAUCCCAAGAGAGGAGUAUCAUUUCCAAAAACAUCGCACAACUCGACCAAGAUGUGGCCGAAGGACGUUGGCAUCCGGGCUUUAGAGGUCUACUUUCCGGCGCAGUACGUGGAGCAGACGGAACUGGAGGCGUACGACGGCGUGUCGGCGGGCAAGUACACGAUCGGCCUGGGUCAAUCGCGAAUGGGUUUCUGUAACGAUCGUGAGGACAUCAACUCGUUAUGCCUCACUGUUAUUUCUCGGCUGCUGGAACGUUACGAAGUCAAGCCGCAGGACAUCGGCCGAUUGGAAGUAGGCACCGAGACCAUCAUCGACAAGAGCAAGUCAGUGAAAACUGUGCUGAUGCAACUCUUCGAGCCGCACGGUUGCACCGACAUCGAGGGUGCGGACACCACCAAUGCCUGCUACGGCGGCACCGCCGCGCUCUUCAAUGCCAUCGCGUGGGUGGAGAGCAGCGCCUGGGACGGUAGAUUCGCCCUGGUCGUUGCAGCUGACAAUGCGGUAUAUUCCACAGGUAGCGCCAGGCCUACGGGUGGUGCGGGCGCGAUAGCCAUCCUGGUAGGUCCGGAUGCACCACUCGUGUUCGACCGUGGUCUCCGAGCAUCCUGUAUGAGGCACGCUUACGACUUUUACAAGCCGAACAUGCGCUCCGAGUUUCCCAUGGUGGACGGCAAGCUGUCGAUCCAGUGCUACCUCAGCGCUCUGGACAACUGUUACCAGUUGUACCGCGAAAAAGUCAAGAGAAAGAACCCUGAUGAGAACCCCGUCACUUUGACCAACUUCAACGCGAUGCUCUUUCAUUCGCCAUACUGUAAACUCGUACGGAAAUCAUUCGCCAGGCUGGCCUUUAUCGAUUUCCUGAACACGCCGGAGAAUCAGAUUCCCGACAGUUACAAGGACGCAGUGAAAUUCCACGCUGCCAAGCUUGAGGACACUUAUUUCAAUCAGAACAUCGAGAAGAUAUUCAUGCAAUUGAGCAAGGCGGACUUUGAGCAAAAGACUCAGCCCAGCUUACUGAUAGCAAAUCAAGUUGGAAAUAUGUACACACCAUCGGUGUACUCCGGUUUAGUGUCAUUACUUGUAUCAAAACCGAUAAGUGAAUUGGCAGGCAACAAGGUUGGUAUAUUUUCUUACGGCUCGGGCCUCUGCUCCAGCCUAUAUUCAUUGACGAUAACAAGGGACACGCAUGAAGGUUCUGGCUUGUCAAAAAUUAUCAGCGCUCUUUCCUACGUCAAGUCUCAAUUAGAAGGACGUCACUGUGUUUCCCCAAAGGAUUACACCGAAAUUCUGGCGUCAAGAGAACGAAAUUGUCAUGUCGUGCCAUUCACUCCGCAGAGUAAUAUAGACGACAUGUUUCCGGGCACAUAUUACUUAACGCAGGUGGAUGAGCAGUACAGGAGGACUUACAAGAAAGUAUGAGAUCAAUGUGUUAGAUUUCAAGGUUUAGGAUUGUUUAUAGUUAAUUUUAUUCUACAAAGAUAUAUAUAUGUAAAAUAAAAG
Molecule: messenger RNA, 1866 nt
Organism: Atta colombica
Lineage: Eukaryota; Metazoa; Arthropoda; Insecta; Hymenoptera; Formicidae
Gene: Hmgs
Product: hydroxymethylglutaryl-CoA synthase 1
Exons: 3
Coding region: 418-1785 (455 amino acids)
Biological process (GO): acetyl-CoA metabolic process
Molecular function (GO): hydroxymethylglutaryl-CoA synthase activity
Source: RefSeq, a predicted model, not a curated record